CGCUCCGCGUUGGUUAUCUGCCCGCAAACAGCGAGAGCGUCUGGGCCGAGGAAUCUCUUUUCCUCUGGCUGCGAGACUUUCGGUGUCUGCAGCCGUGCAGGGCGCUGAUAAGCGGGGCACUCAGGAGACAGGCGCCCUCUCGGCGCAACCUCGGGGAGACACACGCUACUGCAGCCCAGGUUACGAAGCUCCUCGGCCGGGAAGGGCAGCUUGCCCGCAAGGCGUGCCUGCGCGGCCUGGCGCCCUCUCUCCACCAGAGGGACUGAGCCGGCGGCGCUUGGUAACCUGAGCCCUCCUCUUCCUUGGGAGAAGUUUCAUGCUGGCGCUGGAGAGGCUCGAGGAGGAGCUGCCACUCCUGUUGCUGCCGCGAGAGCGAGGCGGGGAGAAAGGUGGGUGCCCGGGAACUGGCUACCGCUCGACUUUUUCCUGAUAGACCAUCCAGCCAAGGACACCCCACAGAGCUGAGAUGCCCAGACAGUUCCCAAAGCUAAACCUCUCUGAGGUUGAUGAGUCGGUGCGGCUUCUAGCCGAAAAGGUUUUUGCCAAAGUUCUUCGAGAAGAAGACAGCAAAGAUGCCUUGUCACUAUUCACAGUGCCUGAGGAUUGCCCUAUUGGGCAACAAGAGGCGAAAGAAAGAGAGCUGCAGAAGGAGAUGGCAGAGCAACAGUCAUUGGAAACAGCGAAAAGGAAGAAAAGUUUCAAGAUGAUUCGGUCCCAGUCCUUGUCGCUGCAAAUUCCACCACAAGAAGUGAGAGCUCUGUCGGACACCCCAGUUGUGUCUCCUCCUACUCCAGUGCUUCCAGGUUCUUUGCAACCCACCCAAAGGAUGUAUGAUGUACCAGAAUUUCAAAGAGUUACAAUUAGUGGGGAUUACUGUGCUGGGGUUACUGUUGAUGAUUAUGAGCAGGCUGCCAAGAAUUUGGCAAAAGCUCUCCUUAUUAGAGAGAAGUAUUGUCGCCUUGCUUACCAUCGCUUUCCAAGGACAACAGCCCAAUAUUUAUGCAGUAUGAGAAAUGAACAAUGGAAAGAUGAAGAUGAAGUACUUCCAGAUUUUCAUCCACCCCCAAAAGACCUGCAGGACCUUUACAAUCUUGAUGAUUCUCCAGGGAACCUGGAUUAUGUUGUAAAGAUGAAGGCAGGCAUUUUCUUCGUUUAUGAGAGCAAAGAAAUGAUGGAAGCUGAUGAGCCGUGGAACUUGCCUUAUCCUGAUCUUCAGACUUACACCCUUGACCUCAGUCAUGUGCUGGCUCUCAUUGCAGAUGGCCCAACAAAAACAUACUGCCAUAAGCGGCUCAACUUUCUAGGAUCUAAGUUUGGUUUACAUGAGAUGUUAAAUGAAAUGUCUGAACUUAAAGAACUCAAGAGUAAUCCUCAUCGGGAUUUUUACAAUGUGAGAAAGGUUGACACCCAUAUCCAUGCUGCUGCCUGUAUGAACCAGAAACAUUUGCUGAGGUUCAUUAAACACACAUACCAAACAGAGCCAAACAGGAUAGUGGGAGAGAAAAAAGGCAAGAAGUUAACUUUAAAGCAGGUGUUUGAAAAUCUCAACAUGGAUCCCUAUGACCUCACUGUAGACUCACUAGAUGUCCAUGCAGAUCGCCAGACAUUUCACCGAUUUGAUAAAUUCAACUCCAAAUAUAAUCCAGUUGGUGCAAGUGAGCUGAGGGACUUGUACUUGAAAACAGAGAACUAUAUUGGUGGUGAAUAUUUUGCUCGUAUGGUGAAGGAAGUUGCCCGUGAACUGGAAGAAAGUAAAUACCAGUACACAGAACCUCGGCUGUCCAUUUAUGGACGUUCUCCAGAUGAAUGGCCAAAUUUAGCUAAGUGGUUCAUCAGGCACAAAGUUUACUCACCGCACAUGCGUUGGAUGAUUCAGGUCCCUAGAAUAUAUGAUAUUUUUAGGUCAAAAAAGAUUCUGCCUAGCUUUGGCAAAAUGCUAGAGAACAUCUUCUUACCUCUGUUUGAGGCAACUAUCAACCCAUUGGAACAUAAAGAGCUGCACCUCUUCCUUAAAUAUGUGACAGGGUUUGAUAGUGUGGAUGAUGAAUCCAAGCAUAGUGACCACAUGUUCUCUGACAAGAGCCCCAACCCUGAUAACUGGACUAGUGAAAAAAAUCCUCCAUAUAGCUAUUACUUGUACUACAUGUACAUAAACAUCAUGGUUCUGAACAACCUUAGAAAGGAAAGAGGCAUGAGCACCUUCCUGUUUCGGCCUCAUUGUGGAGAAGCUGGAUCGAUCACUCACCUGGUGUCAGCAUUUCUUACUGCAGACAACAUUUCCCAUGGAUUACUGCUGAAGAAGAGUCCAGUUCUCCAGUAUCUUUUUUAUCUUGCACAAAUCCCCAUUGCCAUGUCCCCUCUUAGCAACAACAGCCUAUUCCUGGAGUAUUCAAAAAACCCACUCCGAGAAUUUCUACACAAGGGACUCCAUGUUUCUCUGUCUACAGAUGACCCAAUGCAGUUCCACUAUACAAAAGAAGCACUGAUGGAGGAAUAUGCCAUAGCAGCUCAAGUGUGGAAACUGAGCACUUGUGACUUGUGUGAAUUAGCAAGGAACAGUGUACUACAAAGUGGUUUGUCGCAUAAGGAAAAACAGAAAUGCAUAGGGAUAAACUAUUCCAGCGAAGGGCCUGAAGGAAAUGACAUUCGAAAGACUAAUGUUGCACAGAUUCGGAUGGCUUACAGAUACGAGAACCUAUGCAACGAGCUGAGUUUCCUAGCUGAUGCAAUGAAGACAGAAGAGAUUACUGCACUGUCAAAAUAGCCACAGUAUCGUGCAAAGGACAGAAGCCUAUGAACAUAACAGGACUUGAGCAUCUGCAGGGGGGAGAGCUGCCUGAUGAUCAAGAGUCUUACGUUGUGUCAGGACUUGGCUGCCAAGUCCAGUUUCUGUAAGCAUAGUUAGGGCUGCUGUACAUAUUCAGAUGCAGGGUCUGAAUCUUCUUUAUGCUGCAAUUAACGUUUAAAAGUGCACUCCAAAUCUAGGCAUAAUAUUUAUAGUGUUUGCAUCUGGGAUACGUGAGUGUCUGCUUUGAAACAAGCAACAUGCUGCAGCUUCUGGUAGCACACAUGCACCUCUUUUGCCAUGCUUAACUAGCAGUAGGCAAGGAUCUAUGGCACUUUAAUCUCUAGUUUGUGUACACUCUUUGAUCUGUAUUGCAAUGAAUGUAGGGAAGAAAAAGAAUAUGACCAAAGAGCUGCAUGUUUUUCCUGGUUGCACAUGAUAGGAAAACCUAUUCACCACUUUUGUCUACAUUUUGUCUGUCUAUACCCCACAAAAAAACCACAAUAAAUCAUAGGUGUGGCCAUUGCUCUUGUAGUUUCAUUAAAUCUUUUAAAUUGUCCUUUGUUGACUAGCAACAUCAGUCAUAAAUGUUUAUGCUGAUUUACCAUUAUGUUUUCUUAUGGUGCACUGGCAUAGGGUCUGAAACUUAUAGAGCAGUCCUAUGUAUGUCUACUCAUAAGUCCUCUCUCCCUUGGCUGUCCAGCACUGUUCAAAUCUGUCAGUCCCUGAAACGUAACCCCCACGUAAAUUGCGGGCUUACUGUAUUAAGAAAUUAAAAGAGUAUGUGCAGAAAAGUCAGCAUUUAAAACUCCCCUUAAGGCUGCUAUACACAUGGUCACAUGGUGUGUACCAGCUGUGCUAACUAGGAAAUUAUAUAAGAUUUCUUAGUUUUGAUUAAAGGUUUAUGGUUGUUUUACAUUCUAGUGAAACAGAAUGGCUGCUAUGGUACUAAAACAGUGUCACAGCACCUUGUUGCACUGGGGAAGCUAUUUACAUACCCCUGUCAUAAGGCUUGGGUGGAAAUGUAUGUGAUUACUUUAAACAAAGAACUACUAAAUAUUUUAAAGUAUUAGGUUUCGUUCUCCAACUUAAAACACUAUCUUGAGCAUCUUCUCACAAAUCCAUGGAGUAGGUUAAGUAUAGGGAGAGCUUGUUUUCCCCCUCUCACCUGUUAUCUUUAGACUGACAUGCCUACUCUGUGCACUAGGUAACUUAAGCAGAAAUCCUAAACAUGAGUCCUACUGAGCUUAAGCAUUUAUUCUUGAGUAAGCAGGCCUAAGAAUUUGUGGAAAGUUCACACUUUUGAAUUAUUUUUAUGGUUAUGGAAUGUCCUACCCUUGAACAAGCAUUUUGAACAACCAAGGACAAGCAUUUUCUUGACAGAUCUUCAUUAUAGCUAGUAUACAGUAUUAAGCAAUGUUUAUGAAUUGUUUCCCAGCUGGAACCUCUGUAUUCUAGAAGGCUACGAUAAACAGGGUCUCAGAACCCUUCCAUUGCUAGAUUUAAUUUUCCAGAAGAGUCAAAAUGAAGAUUAUAUUCACUUGUAAUCAAUAAAAAUGGUGGUGAAAGAA
Podarcis raffonei (Aeolian wall lizard) is the source of this 4356-nucleotide messenger RNA. It is a transcript of the gene AMPD3, whose product is annotated as adenosine monophosphate deaminase 3. Lineage: Eukaryota; Metazoa; Chordata; Lepidosauria; Squamata; Lacertidae. Gene Ontology annotation, molecular function: AMP deaminase activity. The coding region runs from base 467 to 2764 and encodes 765 amino acids. Gene Ontology annotation, biological process: IMP salvage; AMP metabolic process. The record is from RefSeq and is a predicted model, not a curated record. Gene Ontology annotation, cellular component: cytosol. The transcript is spliced from 15 exons.